Entamoeba invadens IP1 is the source of this 567-nucleotide messenger RNA. RefSeq lists its product as hypothetical. The coding region runs from base 1 to 567 and encodes 188 amino acids. The record is from RefSeq and is a predicted model, not a curated record. NCBI's taxonomy places the organism in Eukaryota, Evosea, Mastigamoebida, Endamoebidae. The transcript has a single exon.
AUGCCAACGAAUACUUCAAUCCUUCUGUUGAGUUUAUUUGGCAUAAUUGUCGGAGUUUUUUUCCCCGUAAAUUUCUACUUGUCACUUUCAAACACUGAAGUCACUUUAGAAGAGAAAUUGGGGAAAUUAUACAUCUCGUUUGGUUGUGUCGUUGGAUUAUUACUCUUUGUCGCGAUGUUUCUUUCUUCCUUCUGUUUUUCUCGGAGCCCCAAAAUCUGUGGGAUCAUUGGUUCCGUCUUAGUCUUAAUAUUUGGUCUUAUUGGUGCCGUCUUUGGGUAUACCUUAUAUUCAAUGAAUGAGUUUGAAGAUGGCUCCGAAGCGCUCCACAAAGUUGAAAUGAAGUCGAAUUGCUGUGGGUGGAAAGCGUUUAACCCCUCAGCAUGUGCAGCUCCAAACAUCACACAGACAACUACAACGUGUUACAACACAAUAGGAAAAGCGUUUGAUACUGCAUUCCAAGAGAUCUUCUUCUUCUACGUCUUCUUUACACUCUUUGUUUUCUUCUUAUGUGUUGUCAUCUGUAAAGCAAACGUCGACACAACAGAACCUAAAGAGAAAACAAGUUAA